This is a messenger RNA of Lacerta agilis (Sand lizard), 786 nucleotides long. RefSeq names its product GINS complex subunit 2 (gene GINS2). The record is from RefSeq and is a predicted model, not a curated record. Bases 104 to 661 code for a protein of 185 amino acids. The transcript has 5 exons. Gene Ontology annotation, cellular component: nucleus; GINS complex. Gene Ontology annotation, biological process: double-strand break repair via break-induced replication; DNA replication. NCBI's taxonomy places the organism in Eukaryota, Metazoa, Chordata, Lepidosauria, Squamata, Lacertidae.
CUGAGGCGGCGCGCUUUUUGCUUCUUCCGCCGUCUCCCCUCACGGUGCUCCCGGAGCGGUUUUGAGGCCUAGCUUCUGCCAGGCCGCCUCUUUUCGUCUUCCGAUGGAUCCCGCCGAAGCCGAGUUCCUGGCCGAGCAGGAGCUGGUCACCAUCAUACCCAACUUCAGCAUGGACCGGAUUUACCUCAUUGGGGGGGACUUGGGACCCUUUAAUCCUGGGCUGCCUGUGGAUGUGCCUCUCUGGCUGGCUAUCAACCUAAAGCAAAGACAGAAGUGUCGACUUAUACCUCCAGAAUGGAUGGAUGUAGAAAAACUGGAGCAAAUUCGGGAUCAGGAGCGCAAGGAAGAUACUUUCACUCCAAUGCCUAGCCCAUUCUACAUGGAAUUAACAAAGUUGUUGCUGAACUAUGCUGUGGACAAUAUUCCAAAGGCAGAUGAGAUCCGAACAUUGGUUAAGGAUAUCUGGGACACUCGAAUUUCAAAACUUCGGUUGUCUGCUGAUAGCUUUGUUAGACAGCAGGAAGCUCAUGCCAGGCUGGAUAAUCUGACUCUAAUGGAGAUCAACACUACUGGGGCUUUCCUUACUCAAGCUUUAGAUCAUAUGUACAAGCUCCGUACAAAUCUCCAGCCUGGAGAAAGUGCCCCAUCUCAGGACUUUUGACAACCAAAAUCUUCCAUGAAAUGCAUUCUGACAUUCUGCUUCUCAGCAGUUUUUCCUGAGCUUUAGGCAGCUGCCUCUGUGAAAAAUUGGUCUUCAGUACUCCUAUAAGAUUGUAUUGAAGAUGA